This is a messenger RNA of Brassica oleracea var. oleracea, 1096 nucleotides long. RefSeq lists its product as uncharacterized. Gene Ontology annotation, molecular function: RNA binding. Lineage: Eukaryota; Viridiplantae; Streptophyta; Magnoliopsida; Brassicales; Brassicaceae. The transcript is spliced from 7 exons. Bases 55 to 933 code for a protein of 292 amino acids. The record is from RefSeq and is a predicted model, not a curated record.
AGACCUAAACCCUAGAACCAGAAGAAAAUCUUAUUGCAACUCCAAAACCUAACCAUGCAGGAAUCCGCCAUCAAAGUUCUGGAAUCGAAGGAUAGUGAUGCAGAGAUUCGAGAAAGCAGCAUUAGCAGGAUUGCGGUCGAGGGAUACGACACCUCUCUUCGUAGGGAAGAUGUCGAUGGUGCUUUGAGAGAACAUUUCGCUUCAUGUGGAAACAUAAUACAUGUGCAUGUUCCCAUAGACGAGAGUAGUGGUACCCUCUGCAGAUAUGCCUUAAUUUAUGUUAAUGAAGAAGAUGAAGAAAAGGCGCUGAGCCUUGAUGGAAGUGACAUGGGAGGACGGAUUCUAAAAAUUCAGUCUUACGCGUUUCACCAAAAUCACCUUGAGAAUUUCUUUGACCCGAUGAAAGAAGACAAAGCCUAUAGGAUACAACACACGAUACUGGUUACGUGUGAUGACAUUUCCCUUCGUAUCGAUGUUAUCAAGACGGAGCUAGAGAAAUAUUUCUCUGCAAUCGGCUCUCUUGUUUACCGAGACGUAACCGAAUCUGGUGCUAUCAAAACCCUAGCCGACGUUUAUGUCCGUGGACAAGAGGGUGUAGAAAAGGCGCUGGAAAGUAGUGGACCUUCUGUAGGAGGUUUGAAUUUUGUAGUUACUGAGGUUGUUCCACUUCCAAAGAUAACACCCAAGACUGGCUACAUUCACCCACAUAACUUUACUAUCAUGGCUAGGAAGCAGAUAGAAAAUCAGAAGAAGACUGAGACUACGGCGGGAAAUCAGCAGAAGAAAAAGAGCAAGACUACGGAGAGAAAUCAGAAGAAGAAGAAUAAGAAGAAGGAGAAGAAGAGCAAGACCAGGGAGGCAUACCAGAUGAAGAAGAAGAGUGAGACUAGGGAGGGAAAUCAGAAGAUGAAGGGAGUAGAAAUCUCUUUCUGAGGAGAAGACGACAUGCUUUUUAUGAUAUUAACUUGUGUGCAAUGCAACCCUUCUUUUCUUUUGUCUGGAUAUUUAAUGUGUUAUGUCGUUUUUGUGUGGAUGUUUAGCAACUCAAGACAGAUCAAAAUCUACAUUCCAGUAAUUUGUUCACAGCCAUUCCUAU